AGCCAGCGCACUGGAAAUGACGCUAGAUGCUUGUUCUUGCUUGCGAAAGCUUACAUCUGCUUGCACGGCCUUCAUCAUCGCUGGCACGGCCUCAUCAGCGCUUCCGCAGCUUUCGUAAAUCGCCUUUGCCGUAUUAUCGCCGGCUAUCGAUUUCUGCGUUCGCCCUCCACCACACAGCAGCACCAGACUAACCAAAGCCUUCAGGUUCCUAGUCAAUCUUCCCAUUACUAACAGUAUGAGCAACAGAGGGCAGAGCCGCGGCGGUGGCCGAGGCAGAGGCGGCGGCGGACGGGGCGGUGCUGGCAGCCCUGCAGGCCGAGGAAGCCCAGCUCCUGGCCGCGGCGCGCAACCUACAGGCUCAGCGCUGCUGCGGGCGAAUUUCAAGGCUGUCAGGACGACAAAGAAGACGCUUUUCGAUUACGAGGUGGUUAUCGAACCCAAGGGAAAAGCCGCCCGCGCCGAUCGUAAGGCCCGUAUUAUGCAGCUCUUGGAGGAGCACCCGGAAUAUAGACCGCAUGUGGGCUACGUUGCUCACGACCAGGCCCAAAGGCUCAUAUCUGCAGCGAAGUUGCCUCAGCCGCUAUCUAUGCAGGUCCAAUACAGGGAAGAAGGAGAGAAUACAGCCCGAGAUAAUGCCAUGAUAUUCACUGUCGACAUCAAAUUCAAGCGCGAGCUCGACAUGGCUCCCUUGGACAACUACAUGAGUGGCCGUCCUGAAUCAGAGACUUAUGAUACACUUCCACUCGUCUCCGCUUUGAAUCUGGUCCUGCAGCAACAUGCACAAAGGAAUGGGUUCCGCGUCGGGAAGAACCGUUACUUCUUCCGGGCUUCCUCCGAACGGCAGGCGCUCAGUCUCGGUGUCGAAGCCUGGAGAGGGUUUUUCAUCUCCGUUCGCCCUAUGUAUAAGCAACUUAUGGUCAACGUGAACGUCUGCAUGACUGCGUUCUAUACACCGGGCAAUCUCGCCGUAGCGAUGGAAGAGUUCCAGCGCAACACUGGCGGUGGUAUGCCGAGAGCGUUCGCAGAGAAGCUGAGAGUUGCGACCACUCAUCUCGGAUACGCGAGAAAGAAAGCCAUCUUGCGCAUCACGAACCAAACUCCUAAACAGGCUCGCUUUGACUGCCAGGAACUCGGAGGAAUGGUUACUGUCGAAGAGUAUUUCAAGCGCAAGUACAAAAUUACACUUCGCCAUCCCAAUCUACCCGUUGUUGACAUCGGCAGCAAGCAAAAGCCGAAUCUGAUACCACCUGAGCUUUGCGAGAUCUUCCCAGGUCAGGCUUAUCGGGGUAAACUCAGUCCCACGGAGACGGCUGAGAUGAUAAAAUAUGCGUGCAACCCGCCAAUCGUUAAUGCUAUGUCAAUCCGUGACCAAGGCAUGCCUGACCUUGGUCUGAACCCAGCGUCCAAUACGCUCAAUGGGUUCGAAGUGUCGGUAUCCACCGAGAUGACUGUCAUCCCGAGUCGCGUCCUCCCACCGCCGGCUAUCACCUACCAGACGGGCAGGCCCAGUCCUCGCGACGGCAGCUGGAACAUCUUGAAUGUGAAGUUUCAUGUCGGCGGAAACAUGUCGAACUGGGCGGUAUUGUUAGUUCAGGAGGGUCGCCGCGACGAGUUCAGCGGCACGAACGAUCCGGAUCUUAUGCCUUUCCUCCGCACAUUCUCGGAGAAAUGUAGAUCGAGUGGCAUGAAUGUCGGCCAAGGCCCUCCGAAGGUCAUGGCUACUGGGAAACUGCCUCCGCCUAACCGUGAUUCCAAUAGGCGGCAGGCACUGGAGCAGAUUCGCCAGACGCUGAUCAGCAACUUGGACCGCAACAAGAAACCAAGCUUCAUCCUCGUUCUCUUGUCUGGCGUUGAUAAUUUUAUUUAUCCUGGGAUUAAGCGGCUUGGCGACGUGGACAUGGGCCUACAUACAGUGCACAUGCUCCUCAAUAAGGCUCGCGGUGAUCCCAGGAGACCGAAUCCCGGCAAGCAAGAUCAGUAUUUCUCGAACGUUGCUCUGAAAGUGAAUAUCAAGCUAGGCGGCAUAAAUCACAAGCUGGAUCAGAAUGCGAUGAGCUGGUUGACGAAGUCAAAAACGAUGGUUGUCGGUAUCGACGUGACUCACCCAGGACCGUCAAGCGCUAAGGGAACGCCCUCGAUCGCUGCUGUUGUCGCCAGCAUCGACAAUAACUUCGUUCACUAUCCUGCAAGCCUCUCACCUCAGAAACCAGAUUGGAAUAGGGACGCCAAGGAGAUGGUGGAGAAUCUCUCCGCGAUGAUGAUUGAGCGUCUGCAACUUUGGCAGAAGAAGAAUAAGUCCCUCCCGGACCGCGUUAUCAUCUUCCGCGACGGUGUUUCAGAGGCUCGUGGCCAAUAUGAUCUCGUCAUUCAAGAGGAAUUGCCACGGAUUCUGGAUGCAUUUAAACGUGUUUCUCCUUCAUAUCGACCCAAACUCACUAUAACGAUCUGUGGGAAACGUCAUCAUGCUAGAUUUUUCCCCACGGACAAGAAGGACGCGUCGAAGAAUGGUAACACGCUUCCCGGUACGGUCGUCGAUAAGGGGAUCACGGACGUGUACGGUUUUGAUUGGUAUCUGCAGGCACACUCAGGACUACAGGGCCACGUUCGACCUACGCACUACUACGUUGUCUACGACGAUUCCCAGUUCAGUGCGGACACUUUACAGCAGGGCACUCACACCGCCAGUUACCUCUACGCACGCGCCACCAAGGCCGUUAGUUUGGUUCCUCCCGCGUAUUACGCUGACCUCGCAUGCGAAAGGGCCAGGUAUUAUUUGAACACCCUACUCAAUCUGGCCGACCAGCAGUCGUCGACAGGAGGGAGCACAAGUGGCCGGCUUUCCGAUGAGGAGGAGAGACAGCGCAAUUUCGAUGAGGCGAUCAAAAUGUGGGGUAAUGGAAUCCAUAGCGAUCUCAAGGAGUCCAUGUUCUACAUUUGAACCUCACGCGCCGAGCGUGUCGGACGUGAUUGCCUUGGAUGCUGAGAUUCCUGGCUGACGUUACAACAACAUGUUUCUGUAUUCAUGUACAAUAUCGGGCUUUCGAGCCUCGUGCUUGGGUAUGCAUUAGCGUGGAUGUGCUCAUGAAUCACGGGCAUAGACCACUGACCGUUGAUGGCUCUGGAG
Laetiporus sulphureus 93-53 is the source of this 3124-nucleotide messenger RNA. RefSeq names its product argonaute-like protein. Gene Ontology annotation, molecular function: RNA binding; protein binding. The record is from RefSeq and is a predicted model, not a curated record. Bases 236 to 2938 code for a protein of 900 amino acids. The transcript is spliced from 7 exons. Lineage: Eukaryota; Fungi; Basidiomycota; Agaricomycetes; Polyporales; Laetiporaceae.